Messenger RNA from Eremothecium cymbalariae DBVPG#7215, 687 nucleotides. RefSeq names its product CDP-diacylglycerol--inositol 3-phosphatidyltransferase (gene PIS1). The record is from RefSeq and is a predicted model, not a curated record. Gene Ontology annotation, cellular component: Golgi apparatus; membrane. The coding region runs from base 1 to 687 and encodes 228 amino acids. Gene Ontology annotation, biological process: phosphatidylinositol biosynthetic process. The transcript has a single exon. Gene Ontology annotation, molecular function: CDP-diacylglycerol-inositol 3-phosphatidyltransferase activity. NCBI's taxonomy places the organism in Eukaryota, Fungi, Ascomycota, Saccharomycetes, Saccharomycetales, Saccharomycetaceae.
AUGAAAGUUACUGCGCAGGAUGUUUUACGGUAUGCUCCAAACAAAGUUGGGUAUUUACGAGUUUUAACGAUGUUUAUAUCAUGUUUUUUAAUGAAGAGCCAUCCGGCAUGGACAUCUCUGGUCUAUGGAGUGUCUUGCAUCUUAGAUGCGCUUGACGGCACUCUUGCUCGCAAGUAUGGACAAACCAGCAAGUUUGGUGCUGUUUUAGAUAUGGUAACUGAUAGAUCAACCACAAAUGCGAUGAUUUGUUUCCUAUGUUGGUCAUACCCAAGAUGGAUGCCGGUUUUCCAGUUGUUGGUAGCGCUGGAUUUAUCGAGCCAUUACAUGCAUAUGUAUGCUUCAUUAUCAUGUGGAGAGGAAUCACAUAAAAGAAUUGAGAAGAAUCAAUGGUUAUUGCAUUUGUAUUAUUCUCGGAGAGACGUUUUAUUUGCUAUAUGUUUUUUUAACGAGCUGUUCUACGUUGGUGUAUACCUGGCUUCUUUCCCUCAAUUAUGGUAUAUUUCAAUUCCAUUCAUCUCUAAACCUGUCCAUUUUGGUACCUUGAUUGCUUUACUGUGUUUGCCGGGCUACGUGUUCAAACAAAUUUCCAAUGUAUUGCAGUUGAAGAGAGCAGUGUUGGUUCUUGCUGAUUUAGAUGCUAAAACUGCCACUGAACUCGCUAAUAAAGAAACUUUAAAAAAAAAAUAG